This is a messenger RNA of Biomphalaria glabrata, 4918 nucleotides long. Its product is annotated as parathyroid hormone 2 receptor-like. Gene Ontology annotation, molecular function: peptide hormone binding; G protein-coupled peptide receptor activity. Lineage: Eukaryota; Metazoa; Mollusca; Gastropoda; Planorbidae. Gene Ontology annotation, biological process: adenylate cyclase-modulating G protein-coupled receptor signaling pathway; cell surface receptor signaling pathway. Gene Ontology annotation, cellular component: plasma membrane. Bases 814 to 2793 code for a protein of 659 amino acids. The record is from RefSeq and is a predicted model, not a curated record. The transcript is spliced from 13 exons.
GUUGGCAGACGUCCCGUUGGUGUCCAGACAACUGCAGACAAACUCAGGGCCAAAGGGGGGGCCCCUGCUUUGAUGUAUUGUGACUCAGCUUUAAGAAACGACACGCACGCUUGAUGUCAUCUACACUUGUUGACAACUUUGAUUGUGGUUUUCACUGACCGGAACAUGGAUACUUUCGGAAUGUUAGAAACAACAUUUGUGUUUUUGUGUGAUCAGUUUUGAGUUUAAGACCUUCUUGACCGGAAGUAUCAAGAUUUUAACACAAUAACAGGAGCGUGUUCUGGAAGCAUCAUCUCUCUUCAGUCUAUUGACAAUAUUUUCUUUAGAGAAAUAAGAUAAGUGAUUAUUAAAGGAAUAGAACUGAUCACUAAGAGAGAAUGAAGUUAUUAUUCAAAUAAGAGAAAUUCUGAGAUAAAAGGCCUAAAUUUUGAGAUAGACGAAUUGAUAUAUUCAAAAAAGAGAAGUUCUGAGAUAACAGGCCCUAAACUAAAUAUUGAAACAGUAGGAGACAUAAAAUGAAUCGUUUGUGAUAUUUGUCUCUAGCUUCUAGUAAAAGUGUAUUUUUUAACAGCAUUAAUAUUGUAUUCUUCCUAUGUGAUUGACAAGGAAAGGUUCAUGCAAGACUUCUAGAUGGUGGGAAACAAAACAACAAAGAGUGGCCCAGUGACGAGAAGAUAAAAGGUUUCUUCUCUAUGACGUUGUUCUUGUGUAUAUGGAAUAACGUAAACACGACUUGACUGAGUCUAUAGAAACGUUACUGUUACGUCUGUAGGCUAGACUGGAAGCAGUGGAUUUGGUGAGACUUGUCUGGUCAUGGAUAUUUAUAAAUGUAUGUAUGAGAUCAUAACCAGCUCAACCGUGGUGAUGUCACCAGAGGCGUAUCCAAGCUACAACGUCACCACGUUUAGGAACCAGGGCUCCAGGUCAGAGUCUGUGAGCUACGGGAACAGAAUGGGGCUUUCAGUGAAUAGGAUAUCUGAACCGAGAUGUCGUUAUGACGUCAUGCUGGCGGUGUUCAUGUUAGCAGUACUCUCUGUGGUCAUCGUUGUCACUCUGGUGGGUACCAAGGAGUCCAUCAAAGGGCUGGACGAGUCACAGGUUGCAUCUGUGAUGUCCAUAAAGGAACAAAGAAUUCUUAUUCUGAAGGCCAAACAGAAAUGUUUUCGGGCGCAAAAAGAAUGGGACGGAACAAACAUGACCAGCGAACCAAUGUGCAACAUGUCCUGGGAUGGGUUGACGUGCUGGGAUCCGACCCCUGGUGGGGUCAUUGCUGAGAAGCCGUGUCCCAGUUAUAUCAGCGGAUUUUAUAAAAAUGAGGUGGCCAAGAGAACUUGUAAUGAGAACGGAACCUGGUGGGUACAUCCGACAUUCAACCGAGAAUGGACCAACUACUCCAACUGUUACCAGCCUUCUAUUGAUCUUAGUUUCCACACAGCUUUGGGCUACAAGUUAAAAUUACUGUACACAAUAGGCUACAGUUUUUCCAUCGGAGCUCUUCUUGUUGCUAUUGUCAUCAUGCUGUGUUGCAAACGUCUUCAUUCCAAGAGCAACACGCUGCACAUCAACCUCUUUCUGACGUUCAUCCUCAGAGCAGUCAUCUCCUUCCUCAAGGACAGCCUCUUCGUGUCGCACUUAGGGCUCGAAAAAGAUGUUCUAAUAGCGUCUGAUGGAAGCAUUGAGUUUAUACAGGAUGACGAUCACUGGGAGUGCAAACUCCUGAUCACCAUCUUCAUAUACAGUUCUAACGCGUGUAACAUGUGGAUCUUUUCGGAGGCUGUCUACUUGACCAUGUUGGUGUACAGGCCGCUGACCACAGAGAGAAGAGGAGUCAAAGUGUACAUAGUCUUAGGAUGGUCUUUGUCCUUUGUGUUCAUAAUUCCAUGGAUUAUAGUCAAGGCUCUCUAUGAAGACAGAUUUUGUUGGAAUUUCCAGCAUAAUCUGGAUUACUAUUGGAUAAUUCGUGGAUCUGGCGUUGGCGUUGUUGUGAUUAACUUUUUUCUUUUCUUAAAUAUUUUUCGCAAGCUGUUUUUGAAGUUGCGUCAGAGUUCUAACCUCGGUGUCAGUGGGAAGUCUAAAUAUAGGAAGCUGGCCAAGUUUAUCCUGGUCCUGAUCCCACUGUUUGGCAUCAUGUACCUCGUCUUCUACGUGGCCGUGCCGUCAAACUUUGAAGAGACGCAGUACAACUUGGCGUAUCUAUAUCUUGAGAUGGGAUACAACUCUUUUCAAGGGCUGCUACUUGCGUUGUUGUUUUGUUUUCUCAAUGAAGAGGUACAUAUUGAAUUGAAGCGGGCGUGGCUCCGGCACAAAAACAGAAGAAUGGAGAUGUCUAUAAUUAACAGAUCCUUCAACAACUUUCACUCUUCACACAGAAAGACAAUGUCCUGCAACUCAAGAGAGGACGAUUCCAAAAUUGGUAUCUGUCCUACCUCGGGCCCAAAAGGCAAAGAGCUCUACCGCCUUAGAACUUUCUCUGUUUCCAGUGAGAAUAAUGAGCUCACUCGAGUUACAACAUCCAACAGUUUCAAAUGCCCACAUCGUGUGUGUGCCCAGUUUGAUGAUAGUUCGCUCACUAGAUAUGGCAACAUUAACCCGGUAUUCCCCCAGUCGACUUGUGGGCCAAGGACUAACUCCCUUACUGGCAAGCUGGUGACAACCAAAUUUGUAAACCCAGAAAGCAUCCACCAAAAGACUUUGAAUGAGCCCAACAAUUUUCGCAGUCAAGAUUUAAAUCAAGAAAGUUCUAAAACACAUCUUCUGACCCAAGAAGACAAGGAAGAGCAAGAAAAGGACUGAGCAAAGACCAUAAAAAAAUCAACUAAAAAGUGCCGUCUACAGAUGUAGGAAAUGUCCUGAACUGUUUUCCACUCAAAGGUUGUUAACAGCUGUGUUCCCUCUCACUAGUUUGUCUGCAGCUGUUGACAGAUGUCUAGAGCAGUGUUCUUCAUGUCUGUUUAAUAUUGAGAAGCUGUUUUCCACUCACCUUGUUGUCUACAGCUACUGGCAGCUCUCUAGAUCUGCGUUUCUCACAAAUGAGCCUUCUUUUGAAUAAAGAUCCUCUAACAUACGUUCUAGUGUUAUAUGGAACUGUAAAAUAUUCAUACUAAGUCAAGACUAACAAUGCUUUAUGAAGUUAUUGAGAUUUAAACAUCCCAGGCAGGCUAUAAGGGUAAACUUGUCUGCACACAGAGAAUUAGCAGACGUGCAGCUUUGUAAAGCAAAUAUUAAUCAAAGACUCCAAAUGUUCAAGUUUGUUUUUCAAACUUAGAACCAAGUUAAUUUAGGAUCAUUAAGCCUUUUCAGUUUUAAUGCACUAACAAAAUAAAAAAUUGUAUAAACGUAUUGCUUCAAUUACAAUUGAAAUAAAAUACCUGUCUUUAUUUAUUUUUUUUUUAGUUCUUUUGAAUGAUUUUUCACACCAAUGUAAAAUGAUUUUUUAAAAUAAUGUCUAUGUAUCUUAAAGGAGGAUGGUGUAACAGAGAUGCCCCCAGUAAGCGAUAUAAAGAUUAACUCUGGCGCCAAUUAGCCCUCACUAGCAUAGAGUUAAGUAACUGGCAGCAGAUGGCCUCUGCAAGAGGUAGGUGGAGAGCUCUCACAAAGGCUGUGUGACACACAUUUAAGACCCAAAGAAGAGCCUUUAUUGAAGACAGUCCCAGAAGAUGACAAGAAAUCUUAGAUAGACCCCAGCAAACAACAGCUUUGUCUGCACGAGAUGGGGAAAAAUAUGGAGGUCACAACUGUAUUUGCAUGUUCAUGUAAAACACUGCACUCAUUCUCAUUCUUUGGAAUCGAAGACAUUACCUUUAUAUGUAUAUACCAGUUUGCCUUUGAUUUUAAUUGUAAACUGUUACUGAAUGGAUAUUGAGCUCUAAUUUAAAUAUUAUGUUUAGAGACGUUAUUGACUGAUUUUGUAUAAGUACUAAAAAGAUUAAAAAAAACUUUAUUUGAAGUGAGCUUGUGUUGAUAGAUGUAUGAUGAAAUUCUUUUUUCCACUUCAUGACAUUGGAUUCUUUUGAAAAAAAGAUGCAAUAUUGUGUUUUAAUAGCUGGCCAUGGUUCAAUGUACAAGAAAUAUGUGAUGCUGUAUGGAAUAAAUUUCAUUUUAUUUCUUUAAAUUUCUAUCUUUUUUUUGUUGUUGUAGAAUAAGUUUACAAAAUGUGUAUUUUUAUAAUUAAUUAACACAGAAAAAAUGCUGCACCUACACUAAGUAGGGUAUAAUUUUUUUAGAAUUUUAUUAAAAAAUAACAAAGUUGUAUUAUAUAACUGUUUCAAAUGUUUGCUAAGAUGAAACACAAAAUUAAACAAAUAAUAAUACUAUGGCAUUUGAUAGCAAAAUAUUAGAUUUUCAUAGAUUUAAUACUUGAAAAACAGUGAUAGAUUCUGUUUUGAACAAAUUAAUAUACUAAAAAAAGUUUUUGGGAAAUUAUCCAAAUCUAUUCCUUUGGCUCUUACAAUACAAAUUUAAUAUUACAUCACAUUUGUUUUUAAAUUAUAACAUUGCAACUCAUAUUUAUAAUUAAAGAAAAUAGAAAACUGAACAAGUACACAAAAAGAAAGAAUUUCUCAAACUUCAACAUUGUUUUUGUUCAAAUGAACAUACUUGUACAUCAUAACAAUCUAGUAAGAGCAUACAUUUUUGAUGCAAUACAAGAAUUUAUCUUAUAAAUACUUAUUUAUCAAUAACUGAAUUUAUAAAUGUGUAAACAGGUUACAUGAAUUAGACAGUUUUGAGGCUUCAAUUUUUUAAAAGAUUAACUAAUUGAAUUUAUAACAUUUUGUUCAACCAAUGAAACAGUUCCUAUUUGAAUAAAAAAAAAAAUAUUACCAUGUUACACAAGUAUUAAUUGUGUGUGUGUGUGUGUUUCAGAAGCAGUAUUACAUUGUGCAAUAACAAAUGUUUUUUUCAGAGAAAAAAAAAACAA